AUGUCUGUUAUUGUACAUAGGCACAGAAUUAAAUUUGAUGCCUUUAGGUCAAAAGGAAUCCCGAAUCUCCAGCGUCACCAAAUCGGACGAGCCCUUGACUAUAAUAAUCUAGAUGAGAAUGGAAGGCCAGAUGUCAUUUAUUCUUGGAAUAGAAACAUCCACGACAAAGAUCUUGCAACCAAAACACAUUAUGUCAAACCAGUUUAUGAAGAGCGUGUUUCCAGCGCCGAAAUCCUCCGGUUAUCUGCAAAACAGCACUAUACCCAAGCAUACAAAGAUGGUCUAGAAUAUAUCAAAGCCGAGAAGGACUAUCGCGCUAAAGAACGCUAUCUGGAUAGCAUCACACCAUCUCGGCGAAACAAGACCGUCACAAUUGGGACAAGCACAUCGACGAGUGGCCUUCCCGUCCCCGACACGGAAGGUAGGGUGUAUAACUAUGAUGCGCAAACAACUGCGCAAACCGGCUUGAUGUUUGAAGCACCGGCUAACCUACAUGAAGUCCCAGAUUUGCCAAAGAAUGUGUCCGGUCAACGUGUCCACCCAGUUAUAAUCACGCACGAAAAAGAGAUCGUUGUUGAUAACCUUACUGGAGCAGCCCAAGUCAAAACCGGAAGUUCAUCUGUUCUUAAAGCACCUGUUGUAAGCAAUUCUCUUGAUUAUCAAGAGCCAAUGAUGCCCGGAUCGUUUCCUAAUAUGAUCGGAAAAGAUGAAGUUAAAAUUGAAAAUAACAUACCUCCGGAGAUCAAUAUUGGGAAUGAAAGAGCAGAAAACAAACCAGAAAUCGCUUUGACCACCAUCAGCGACCCGAAUAAGGUUGAGGAACUCUUAUCAAAAACACAAGUUACGAGUAAUCUCGUUCGAACCCCUGGAAAGACGCCUAUUGGAAAUGUGAGGAAAGAUCGUCGUUUUGAUCCGACCAAACGAAGAAUAAAGAACAGAUUAGAAGACUCACUAUUGCAAUCCACACUUAACAAGCAGGAAUUGGUAGGAUUUUCUGAUGGAAUUAACAUUGAGGUACACGAUGAUGGCGCAGCAAGACGGAGAUUGUCCGCACUCGCUAAAGAUAACACAAUCCCAUCACCAAGACCCCAAGCCCGAAUCGGUGCUCGCACUGAUGAGUUAGCCAUUAAUCCCGCUGUUAAACGAAAAGCGGAGGUUUCUCUAAGAAAGGAACCGUCAUCAAAGCGACGAAAGAUUGAUGAUGCAGACGAAAUUCAAUUAAUAGAUCCAAAAGUUUUGGAACGAUCUAGAAUGCAUCGAAUAGUUCAAGCAAAUGUUGGAGUUGAGACCAUUGUUGAUCCAGUGGCUUCCCGUGUUAAGAAACAAGAAAAAGCCUCAUUCUUGCGUCCUAUCGCAAAUCUACGCGGAAAGGAAAGAAUCGAUUAUGCGAUACCUCCAACAUUUACCGUCGCGGAUGUUGAACCUACUGUAAGCAUCCGAAAACGCCCUACAAAAACGCAACAAAUGCCCACUCGACCUGUCAAAAAGAAAAAGGAACCGGUCGAUUUCAAGUUGGAUGCUGAUAGCGACUAA
Fimicolochytrium jonesii is the source of this 1533-nucleotide messenger RNA. RefSeq lists its product as uncharacterized. The record is from RefSeq and is a predicted model, not a curated record. Lineage: Eukaryota; Fungi; Chytridiomycota; Chytridiomycetes; Spizellomycetales; Powellomycetaceae. The coding region runs from base 1 to 1533 and encodes 510 amino acids. The transcript is spliced from 3 exons.